GCCGCCAACGAAGAAGAACGAGGCAGCGAUUAAAACAUUCGUUUAUAAAAAAAAAAAUUUUCAAGUUUGCAGCUCGUGACAGUGUUCCUGCCUCAAUGGAACUAAUUUAGUCUAAAUUUAUACCAACAUUACAGGGCGCUGCAUUUAGUCAAAGCUUUUAUCUGGCUCUUGUUAGUGUGUUAGCCAAAGAUAAACAACAUCAAAAGAUCAGCUAGCCAAGCCACUAGCUUUAGUUAGCUCGCCGUUAAGUCAGCUUUCGUCGGGAAUUUCGACGCCGUGUCAUUUUGUCAGUUUUAGUGAUAGUAUCGUGUAUCAUUAAGGAACCCAAACAUGUCGGAUGAUUAUGAAUUCAGCGACGAUACGACUAUGAUGAGAAUGGAGGAGGACGGAGAGGCGAACAGCGAUGACCCGAUGUCCGCGGCCGGGGACAGUGGCCUGAUGGGGGGCGAGGCAGAAGGAUCCAGAAUCGACGCCAGCAAGAACGAGGAGGACGAAGGGAAGAUGUUUGUCGGGGGGCUCAGCUGGGACACGACCAAGAAGGACCUGAAAGAUUACUUCUCAAAGUUCGGGGAGGUGGUGGACUGCACUCUGAAGCUGGACCCCAUGACCGGACGCUCGAGAGGAUUUGGCUUUGUGCUCUUCAAAGAGCCAGACAGUGUCGAUAAGGUUGUCUCGCAAAAGGAACAUAAACUCAACGGGAAGGUCAUUGACCCCAAAAGAGCCAAGGCCAUGAAGAGCAAAGAGCCUGUGAAGAAGAUCUUUGUGGGCGGCCUCUCUCCAGACACUCCUGAAGAGAAAGUCCGAGAGUACUUUGAUGCCUUCGGAGAGGUGGAGUCGAUUGAACUUCCCAUGGAGAACAAAACAAACAAAAGGAGAGGCUUCUGCUUCAUCACGUUUAAAGAGGAGGAACCGGUAAAGUUGAUCAUGGAGAAAAAGUACCACAACAUUGGAUUAAGUAAGUGUGAGAUCAAGGUGGCGAUGUCUAAAGAGCAGUACCAGCAGCAGCAGUACUGGGGAGGCAGAGGUGGAUACUCAUCCCGGUCGAGAGGAAGAGGUGGUGGUCCCAAUCAGAAUUGGAACCAGGGUUAUGGCAACUACUGGAAUCAAGGCUACGGAAAUUAUGGCAACUAUGGUUACAAUAACCAAGGGUAUGGAGGAUAUGGUGGAUGUGAUUACUCUGGUUACAACAACUACUACGGAUACGGUGACUACGACACAGAUCAAUCUGGUGGAUAUGGCAAGUCGCCACGGCGCAUCGGUCACACCAACAGUUACAAGCCAUAUUAAUGGGAGAAACCCUCAUCGUCAAGUAGCGGAGCUUCCUUGCAGGCCAUGAGCUGACUCCCAGAUACUCUCAGGGCCCGCUCAAUGCGGACUGGGUACGAGAAGCAUACGCUCUCGAUUGCUGCCAUUUGGUAUGGUCUUACAACAUCCUGUAUCAGCAUUUCUAAACUAAACAGUAUGGGACACGUCCAGCUUUGUCAUCUUUCUUUCCAUUUUAAUUUCUUUGCAACUGUAUGUAAUGUAAACGUAAAAUAUACACAUGUAAUUGUCAUUUUUUACAGGCCCUUACUCCCCCACAAGUAAUGAUUUGUAAAUAUGACAAAAAUAACUAUUUGCUUUUCAAAGGAUACGUACAGCAUUCUCUGGACUUUCCAGUUCCUAUUGUUAAUAUAUGCAUUUCUAAUCUUAAUCUAAAAUGCUUGUUUCUUUAUUUAGCUCUUGUAGCCUCUAGUCCAUGAGCUAAAUCCUGGUUCGUAUUUGGACUCUUCUGUGAUGGGGGAUAAAGUGCUUUACUUUGUGUAUAUGUAUUGUUCUGUUUUUUUUUUACUGACAGUGAUGGAAAAGACUCCUCUUUUCUCAAUUUUCCUGUAACAAAUUUUCCUCUUAUAAGCUUUUGUAAAACAAGAAGAAGCCUUAAGUGUCACAACAUCUCCAGUAAUUUGCAUGUAAUGCUGUCUUUCAAUGUGUAUUUUUGACCGGCCGAAGGUUUCUUCCAUUUAGUAUUUUUGGCUUUGACUUCUUCAAUUUAUUGCACUUCAGGAUUUCUAGCUUAUGGACUAACUUUUUUUUUUAAACUGUAAAAUGUUAAAUAAUUGUUCUCAGUUUGUUUUUUCUUAUUGUUUCUUUUACACUAGACAUUUUAAACACGGGGGAUUCCAACUUUAUUGCAAUUUCACCUGCCUUUUGUUUGACUACAGCUGAUUUGUUUCUGUUUGUUUUCCAUAGGUUUCAGAGUGAUGAAAGUCUGCAGUUCACUGGCGGUUCAUUGGCCAAAGAGAUGAUGGUAUCCAGCAAAGGUCACACAAUUGAUUGUAAGAAAGUAUAUGAAGAACACUAUGACCUACGUUCUAUUUCCUCUAUAUAUUUACCAGAGUAUUUGUUGUAUCCUAAAAGUUUUGGAUUUGAAUGUUUUGCAUUCAUUUAGUUUGCUGCAAAGUUUUAGCAGUUCCUCGUUCCUUUCUGCUUUUGUAUUUAAUGUUGUCUAUUGCUAUUUGUGAAUUGUUUGAGUUAUCCCAUAACUGAGAGUUUAGAUUGGUCGGAGCAGAUCAUGCAUAUAUUCACGUACAGUGGCAGCAGAGAUAAAAGUGCUUUGUUAUGCCAGUAUGUUCUGAUUAUCAUAGGCAUCAGUCAUAUAUUACAUUUAUUACAGAGUUUGACAGUCAUUAACAUACAGUAUAUAUAUAUAUAUAUAUAUACACACACAGUGUCUUGGACAUAAAGAAAUGUGACAAAUAAAAUAAUAAACACUUA
Molecule: messenger RNA, 2754 nt
Organism: Platichthys flesus (European flounder)
Lineage: Eukaryota; Metazoa; Chordata; Actinopteri; Pleuronectiformes; Pleuronectidae
Product: heterogeneous nuclear ribonucleoprotein D0-like
Exons: 8
Coding region: 331-1287 (318 amino acids)
Biological process (GO): regulation of gene expression
Cellular component (GO): nucleoplasm
Molecular function (GO): RNA binding
Source: RefSeq, a predicted model, not a curated record